Molecule: messenger RNA, 2597 nt
Organism: Rattus norvegicus (Norway rat)
Lineage: Eukaryota; Metazoa; Chordata; Mammalia; Rodentia; Muridae
Gene: Klf16
Product: KLF transcription factor 16
Exons: 2
Coding region: 84-839 (251 amino acids)
Biological process (GO): cellular response to endothelin
Cellular component (GO): nucleus
Source: RefSeq, marked provisional
CGCUGCCGGCCGGACGGGCGUAGGUCCCGCCGCCUCCGCCUCUCUCCCGCCGCGGAUCCCGUGCCUCCGCGUCCUUGCCCGGCAUGUCGGCGGCCGUGGCGUGUGUGGAUUACUUUGCCGCCGACGUGCUCAUGGCCAUCUCUUCGGGAGCCGUGGUGCAUCGCGGGCGACCCGGCCCCGAGGGCGCGGGCCCCGCUGCCGGCCUGGAUGUGCGCGCCACGCGCCGCGAGGCCACGCCGCCGGGGACCCCUGGGGCACCGCCACCGCCAGCCACCGCUCCGGGGUCGGGAGGCGCCACCGCUGCGCCCCACCUGCUGGCCGCCAGCAUCCUGGCCGAUCUGAGAGGCGGGCCGGGAGUCGCCACAGCAGCCAACACCGCGGGGGGCACCUCUCCGGUCUCCUCCUCCUCGGCCGCUUCGUCUCCGUCUUCGGGCCGCGCCCCCGGCGCGGCCAAGAGCCACCGCUGUCCCUUCCCAGGCUGCGCCAAAGCCUAUUACAAGUCUUCGCACCUCAAGUCACACCUGCGGACUCACACAGGUGAGCGGCCCUUUGCCUGUGAUUGGCCUGGCUGUGACAAGAAGUUCGCCCGUUCCGAUGAGCUGGCCCGCCACCACCGGACGCACACAGGCGAGAAGCGCUUCCCCUGUCCCCUGUGUACCAAGCGCUUCACCCGCAGCGACCACCUGACCAAGCACGCCCGGCGGCAUCCUGGCUUCCGCCCGGAACUACUGCGACGACCUGGUGCCCGCAGCGCCUCGCCCAGCGACUCGCUGCCCUGCAGCUUGGCUGGCAGCCCCACACCUAGCCCUGUCCCCAGCCCAGCUCCGGCCGGCUUGUAGAGCCCUGACCUGUCCACCCUGAGUGGCCUGCUUGCCAGGCCUCAGCAGGGAUUUCCGUCGAGGAUGUCUGUCCUCUGGAGAGCCUGUCCGGGAGUUCCAGCCCACCUCAAGGAAGCAGCGAGGGGACCAAGAAUGGACUUGGGUCACCUGGGGGGCUUGGGAGGUGGCUGGCCUCAGGUUCUGUCUGUAAAUAGCCAUGGUUAACUGUCUUGUCCCCUCUGCAGGGACCCCCAAAUGGGCAGUUGGCAGGUCCUCCUUACCCCUUCUGCCACCCUCUGCUUUCCCUGCUGGGUGGCACCGGGCAUGAAGCCCAGUCCCACUCCUCGUCUUCAGCCCCCUAGUCACCCCUCCAGGUUGGGACACAGGUACACAGAGCCAUAGGUGACUGGGGCUUCCCAUGGGCCCCGACCUGUCCCCGCUCCACUGAAAGCCAUUGGCGGAAGUUCAGGGAAAUGGGGGGGUGUGCAGCCUGGCUGACCCCCUUCCAUGGGUACUCAAAUCUCAGGUGUCCAUAGGUUCUGCCCUCAAUAAGGGCCCCCCGACUCCCAGCCCCAGGGGUACAGGAGGUGCCACAGUUUUCAGAGAACUUAGGGCUGUGGGGUGCAGGUGGAGGCCCCCUCAGAGCAGCACCACUCACUCAGCUCGGGUGUGGUGCUGGGCAGGUGGUAAAGAAAUUAUUUAUUGUCCUCUCUGACUGCUGGUAUGGGGGCCUGGCUCUCCUAUCUGGGUGUGCAUAUGUGUGAGAGAGACAGUGGGUGUCUGGUGCCUGGGGCUUAGCCUCCCUUCUCCCACUGGGUUAGGGUCCCUGAGUUUGGCCUUUGUGGCAAUGCGUCUCAGACAAUCUUCUGUAGGACCCCUGUGGCCAUUGGGCUACAGAUAUAGGGCUCUGGCCUUUGUGUGCUCUUCACUCUUGGGUGUCUGCAGAGGGUGGCCUUGGACUCCAGGAUUGGGAACGGGGCAUCCAGCCCCUGGGCCUUCUGGGGUAGCUCGGGUUUCUUUUUGCACAUGAUAGACUUUUUUUCAGGCUCGAGUUCCAUGUUCAGUGGGGUCCCCUUGUGUGGCCAUCAUCCUCAGGGGUAUGAGUGGGGGGAGGUCUCAGAAGUGUCCCCAGUAGGGUCCUCUCCUACUGCAGUUUGGAGAUCUUUUCUAGAAAGGCAAUUAGGGGCUCUCCUCCACACACACCAAGGAGUUGGGGACACAGAAAGUCGAGCUGCCCUGUGUUGGCUGUGGGAGGUUACUGGCAUUUCAGAACCUUCCAAAAUGCAAUGAGGGAGGCUUUGGGUAUUGCUACCUUUACCUGAGCCUGCGUGGAGGGAGGUCACCCUUCUGGAGCUGGGCUCGAAGGGUCCUGGGCCAGCUCCCCUCCCAGGAACUUCCAUUGGCCCCACAGAAAUGAGAUGCCUUAGUUUGCGGGGUGGGUCGGGGGCUGGGGCCCCAUUCUUUUUGUGUCUUUUGGAUGUAUCUUGCUUCAUCCCAGCUCCUGCUGGUCUGUCCCUCCUGUAACCGGGAAAGGUCUGGUCUUUGGCAGUUAACUCCAUAAGCAACCAGAGUUUUGUCCUGGUGUCCUUUCCCUCCCCCCUAACUUCAGGUUCUGAUUGAUAACUGGGACUUGGGUCUAACCAUUGAAGGGUGAUGUCUGCAGGGCAGGCAGGACAAGGGUCCUAAGGGAUUUGUUUGUUCUUUCUGUAGGGGGCACCUCUCCGACAUUCCGCCUGGCCUCUCACCCAUGUAUUUAAUUAAAGAAGCCCUUUUUAAAAA